Molecule: messenger RNA, 6208 nt
Organism: Strongylocentrotus purpuratus (purple sea urchin)
Lineage: Eukaryota; Metazoa; Echinodermata; Echinoidea; Camarodonta; Strongylocentrotidae
Gene: dthd1
Product: death domain-containing protein 1
Exons: 14
Coding region: 315-3575 (1086 amino acids)
Biological process (GO): signal transduction
Molecular function (GO): protein binding
Source: RefSeq, a predicted model, not a curated record
CACGGGGGCUUCUGUUAUUUGAGAGGGGUGAACGGGGUCCCUUCAACUCGAUCCAUAGGUAUGACUAAUAUUUUUGUUUCGUGCAUUCUGCGACAGUAAUCUUCUUCUUCUAUUCCUCGCACAGUAACAGUAAGGGCAACAUGUGUUGGAUCACGGCUGUGUAAUGGUUCAUAUUUGAUGUCGGAGACACCUUUCAAGAGACAAGUCUGAUGACACCAAUACUAAAAACGAUGUAUACACCGACGACAUGAAUCUAUGAGCUUUUUAUUAGGUCUCCAUCAAAAGUUUAGAAGAGGGAACACUAUUAAGGAACCAUGUCUGGAAAUACCGCUGAUGAACCUAAGUGCAGUCGAGAAGCCAAGAAGCUCAGUAAUAGCGCGCAAAAUGAUACAACAUCAAACACAUCAGUCAAAAUGGAUGCUUCAACGCGUGGGUCCGCCUCAUCGCUUCGGGACUCAACCGUUGAUCGUACAUCGGUAGUCGAUGGCAAGGACGAUGGCGGUGAUGACCACGCUCGACCUGCGAGCAGUAAACCAUCGAAUGGUCGACCGACGAGUAGCAAGUCGAGGAGCCGAGUCAGUCUUGAGAGCGACAUUGAAGAGGGAUCGGUCAGCAGGGGAUCUGACCGUGAAGAUGGACAAAGUACCGAGAAUAUGGAUGGCAUCAGAAACAGACCUAAAACAGGUCAUCAUCGUCUGAGAAAGCAGUCUGAGGCUGAAGAAUCCGAUAAGGAGGAGGACGUUGAUGAUCUCUCUGAUCUUGUCAGUGCUUUGAGACAUGAAACAGAGAAUCUUGCUGCUCAGUUUCGAGAUGGUCCUCUGGGCUCGAUGAAUGCUGACGAUGAUAAAGUGGAGACAGCAUCCAUUCAUGGUAUCCUAGAAGAACUCACUGACUCUCUUCAGAGGAGUGAGUCCAGGAGCAGUCAGGUAUGUGACAGCAUUGGAAAGGUUCGAGAGGCAACCAGUGAGCUGAAAGAUGUCUUAGAGGAGAAACUAAAUCGAUCUGGAGAUGAGCUCAAGAAAGAGAAAGUUGAUGAAAACAAGAAAGUUACUACUGAAGCUGCUGCUGCCGCCGCCGAAACACGAGCCACUCUCGCUCGACUUACAGCAGAAGUAGCCGAGGCUAACCGAAUGGCGGCCGAAGCCGAAAACGCGGCUGCCGAAGCCAGAGCGAAAGCUGCAGAAGCUUCUGAAGAAAUCAACGAAGCUCAAGACAACCUAGAAAGCGUAAAAGAGCAGGAGGAAGUUAAAGAGAAGGAUGAGUUGAAAGAAGGAAAGGAAGAUGAUACGAAAGAUGGAUCGGAGAACAGCGUAAAGGAAGAGGAGGAGAAGGAGAAGGAGAAGGAAGAUAUAUCGGAAGAGGAGGUAUAUGAGGACAAUUUUGAAGAAGAUUCGGAUGACGCUGAGAACAAAGAUGAGGGAAGUGAGAAGAGCGAUCGAGUUGAAAGUGAUGAAGACAAACCUAGAACAGAAGAGGAACCUGAAGAGAAGGAGGAGGAGAAAACACAGAGCAGUAAACGUGUCAUAACACCCAGGUUAUCUAUGAAAGAGAAUCUAUUGGAAUGGCCAUAUCACGUACUGCCAAUGACAGCUAAUGGAGAGGAAGAGAUCGGAUGUGUCAUUCGUUUCAAAGACGAGUUCUUCCCGCCACCUUCAUCCCUGCAUCUUACCUGUCAGCUUGACAACAAACUCAGUACCAAUGCCGUCGAUGAUUGCGAAGAGAUGGCCAGUAACGUUGUCAGACUUCGUCACGAAGACGACGACGAUGACGACGAGGAGCAUGAUGAUCUCGGGGCCCCUAUCGUUGUCGCUAUUCCGUACACGGUAUCUACCAGGGUGACGAGCACCAAGGAGUUUAUCGUAAAGAUGAGAGGACGAACGGAGGAGGGAUGGCAGACGGUCGCUACCUUGGCAACAGAAAGUACAUUCGUAGAACAAAAGGGUCCUUUUGCUGAGGUUAGGACGAAUCGCCUUGCAUCAUUUGUAGUGGUUGCUAGGCUAGCAAGAGAUAAACAAACGGUUACUAAGAAAGGUGGAACAUUGAAAUCAUCAGCUGAUCAUCGUGUUACUGUCACGUAUCCGUUAGGAGCUUGUAGUCUUAUCAGUGUUACGUUACAGGUACAACCAGCAGAGAACGUCGUGAGUGAGAUCAAAUCUCGUCUUCGUCAUUGCUCGGAGCUGAUAACUGCCAGUCCUGUCAUACACCUGACCCACUCCACCAAGAAACCCUUCGAGAAACCAGUUACCAUCACCAUACCCUGUCCACCGAACCCCCAUAAGACCACCGAUACUCCAGGCUCAGCGGAACCUAACGGUGGUGGUGGUACUGGUGGUGGUGGAGGGAAGAAAGCAGAGAAAUCAUCUUCCCAUAUGGAUCCUCUGCACCCUGAGGGCGUGGUCGUCAUCAGAUCAACCAAGAGUAGUAUCUUCGGCGGUGACCCUUCACAGGACGCCCUCUAUCUGUUGGCCAAACAGGAGCAGUCUUCGCAAUGGAAUGAGCUAGACGAUGUACAAAUCAAACAGAUCAAGAAGGACGUUGUAGCGAUAGACCUCAAGGAACCUUUUAGCAGGUUGGUGAUCCUACGAGUGGCCCAGGAAGCUCGCUAUCCCGUCAAGAACAUCGCAAAUACCUUCGAGCUUGCUCUUCAGAUCAAAUACGCUAAACUCAUCUUCUUACCCAAGGAAGAUGAACCUCACCGAGCCGUGGUGACGUGUGUGCCAUCUAAACAGCUUGAUAAUGUACUCCGAAAGCUCCAUAAUGAUGGCUACGAUGGGACACCCGAUCAUAGUGAGGACAUACCUAUGACAGAAGGGCAGGAGAUCGCAUUACGGUUUAGUGGUAAUGUUCGAAUGGUAGACCGGACUGAAUUGACGAUCAACUUUCACUCUAAUCGACGGAUCUUUCAUUAUAUUGAGUUGAAAGAAGUAAAUCGCUUUGGAAAUCACAGCUCGCCUGAAUAUCGAGGAUGUGCUGAGUUCUAUGGAAAGGCUCGCAUCACACUGGAAGACAUGGAGGACCCGGAGGAGACGAUGCUGAAAGAAGCAGAGGCUAAGGCCAAGGAGAAGAAGACAGAGAAAGAGAACAAACCCAUCUCACUGAAGGAUGAGAAGAAGAUCAAAGAUACAAAGUCUUCAGAUCAAAGCAGUUUCUUCAAGAAUGCCCCGGACUUACUCUGCAAGCUUCAUAUUGCCCUACCGAAGACUGAACCGGACCAACCGCUUCCUCCCAGUCGGUAUAGGACUACAGCCAUAGAUGCUGGAGGUAUGGUGUGUAACUCUAACCUGAGAUGGUUAUCAAGCGAGCUUGGUAAUGAAUGGGAGUCCUUGGCUGGAUAUCUAGGAUUGAAGAAGAACAGAGUACAGAGCAUCAAGAGAAACAACCCGGAGGCACAGGAACAACAGAUCUUUGACAUGUUAGUGACAUGGCGGAGUAGUAUGCCCAAGGCAUACAACAAAGAUAGAAAGAUACUCUCUUCGUUGACUCGCUGUGGGCGAUACGACCUCGCUGAAGAACUACGGUAUCGAGAUAACGAACCCGACAACGACUACGCAGACGAUUUCCAAGAAGAAGAAUGAAUGUGAUCCCGCUCGUCUUUGCUUCGAUCAGUCUAACUCUAAUCUAUAAAUGGAUACAUGUACCUCAAUCUGCGUUUAACAAUUUAGUUAUUCUAGCUGGUUGUCUGUUUCUAUUUCCUUUUCUCUCUAUUUCUCCAUCUCAAUUUCCCCUCUAUCUGCCCAUCUCUUCUUUUUUCAAUUAUCUUUCCUACUCUUUCUCUUCUUCACUUUAUUUUCUUGUCCUUACUCUCUGUCACUAUCUCCUAUUCUCAAAAUCUCCACUGAUAUCGUUUGGUAGGGACGUAAAUAUAGCGCUCAUCUCCUAUUCAUAUACAUGACUUUGUAUCAAGUUGAAAAGAUUUUAUUAAUUUUUCUUUUUUUAUAUCUUUGUUGCACAUACACGCAAUUUAUGUUCAUCAAAGUGUCCUUUCAUACUAGCACCUUGCAAUUUUAUGUGUUCACAGCUGUAAACGCCAAUAUCUGUGUGUUGUAUUGUAAAUGUCAUACAUGUAUGUACAGUGUAACUGUUUAAAUAGGUCUCAUCCAAUGUGUUAAACAGUUUGAUUUGUUUGUUAAAGUAGUUAACUAUCUGUCGAAUGUUGAUAUCCUCAUCGGCGUUUUCUAUUGUCUCCUAUCUCACCGUAUUACUUAGAGCUUUCAAAGAAAUCAUACAAAGUAUUUUAUAUGUUGUGCGAAUUAUGUUCGAUAUGAUUGUGAUUCUCUAUUGUAUUGUGAUUGCAUGGUUUAUCAGCAAUAUUCCGUCUCCGUCCAUAUUUUGAAUUCCAUUGUGUACAAAGAGAGAAAAAUACUAAGACAGUAAAAGAUAAUGAGGUUUCAAUUGAUGUGAAUUUACAUCAGAAGAGGUUAAUCUAUUUUGUAGCAUUGAGCUUGAUAACUGUUUUAUAUCACAUGGUUCGCGGUUCAAGUCCUUACGCGGUUCUAAUGUCUUUUGGUAAGACAUUAAUCUUCAUUUGCAACUCUGCACCCCGGUGUAGUAAAUGUAUACCUGGAAUAUCUUUAGUGCCUCAGGGCAGGUUAAUAAUAUACCUUGUAGGCGCCGGGAGUAUCCCCUGGAAUGGAUACGUGCGCAAUGUUAAUGUAGCUAUUAUUCUAGUUAUUGUUAAUGAUUGUUAUUAGGGACUUUUAGAUUUGCACGUCGACUGCUACAUGUAAGUGUGACAUCCUUUUAAGGCAAUGUGACGUCCUUUUAAGGCACGGGUAGUGCACGGCAGUGCCUUCAAUUUCACUAUGUCGGCGUGCAAAGCGAAAAGUCCCUAAUGUCUACGCAUUCAACUUCAAUUCGCUAUAUAUUUGUACUUCGAAGUUGAUAACCCAUAGCCUACAAGAGCCAUCUGGUUUCUACAUUGACUCUAUAUGGGAAGGAGAGAAAUUUAGUAUUGAACGAAUUAAUUGUAAUCCUCUAACAAGUGAACACGUAAACGUUCAUACGAACAUUUAAAUGAAGCUGUUACCAUGGUGACGUAUCUCGUUGUUAUACACAGUAAUCAGUUUUUUAUUGCCUUUUUCUCAUCCUUUUGUUAUGAAAUACUUUCUCUCCAUAACAUUCACGUGUGAAGUCAAGCUGUAAAAGGACGGUCGAGAUUUCUCACUACAUGUUAAUAAUAAUAGUGGUUUCUUGUAUAGCGCUCAUGACUGUCAGAUUUGACAAUUCUGGCGCUCCACAAGUGGAAUUUAAAAUGGAAAUAUGAUCCGUACAAUUUGCAACAGAUAAGCGGUCUCAUUUCGCUUGCCCUAGUUCAGGUAAUCCCUUUUUAUAGCGAACACAGUUACUAAAUCUACUAACUUGAUUUAUUUGAUUUGCACGGAAAAAACAUGCCAAAACCGUUCAUGGUACAGGGAUUAAAGUAUAGGGAAUUCCAAUUUGUGCACCCAUAUUUACAAUUCUAAUUAUGAAAGGGAAAAUGAUACGGAUGUAACAUAUCAUUAUGUCGCAUAAAAUAUUAUGACAAGAACAAAAAAAACAACAAAAAAAACAAACAAAAAAUCAAUUUACAGUUUUUAGAGACUGGGAUAUUCACUUAUGUUAAAUGAAUGUAUUUGAUUUCGUUUUAUCGGAGGAAACAUUCAGCAACCUCACUCUUCUGGAGCAAUCAAAUCUCGUCGAGUAUGAACAUACUAGAAUCAAUGAUUUACCACGCGCUACAUGAAUUAUUAAUUUUGUUCGAGUGGUUUCCAUGCAAUUCCCAGGUAAGCGCUGCCUAUAUAGUAUUAUGGUGUGCAAUGUAUGUUCAAAGGUGAAACAGUGCUUGUAUAUAAACUGAUCUCAGAAUAUGUUGCUAAAAGAGACAUCGAAUAUCUUUUAAAAUAAUGUGUAUGCUUUUAAAAUAUACAUGUAGAGGAAUAGAAGACCAUUUUUUAUGAGUCGGGUUAGUGAUCACUCCGUCAUUUUUAGGGAAGAAAUCCACUGUCAGAAGACUGCUUUUGAGUGGAACCAUUAUUAUUUGAAAUAGAUUCAAUUCAGCUCUAAAACGAAAUGACCUUUAAUAAUUUACGACUCAUAAACAGAGUUGCUUUCAGCUCCUCCUUAUUGAGAGAGUGAAGAUCAGAAUAGGUUUCACCAUUUUUUUUCCUUGCUACACAUGUUUUUUGUAUAGAAUAAAAGAAUACACGUUUAGAAGCCUGAUCAAAAGACA